Molecule: messenger RNA, 1656 nt
Organism: Phaedon cochleariae (mustard beetle)
Lineage: Eukaryota; Metazoa; Arthropoda; Insecta; Coleoptera; Chrysomelidae
Source: the annotation of a GenBank genome assembly
AUGACGGUGAUUAUGUCUCUGAGGAAACGAAAUUGCCUGAUUGUGUUCGCGAUUGUUGUGUCCGUACCUUUUUGCUUGUUUGUGUUUUUGUCCGUGCCAGACGUGACCUCGGAGCAGAUCCUGGCCCAGCGACUAGCCGAGCUCCAGGUGCGCAUCCAGUACCUCGACUCCAUGUACAGGUCCAGGCAAGAGGACCUCCAGCAGAUGUCACAGCACCUCGACCAAGCCUACCUCUCCGACAACAGCUCCACCCUGCUGCCCUACCAAGCGGAGCUGCGGUCCGAAGUCAGACAGCUUCUGAAGAACAUGACUGGGCUGCACGCGGCAUCGGGGGUCAAUCCUCCAGUAACUCUCAGGCUACCAUCAGCCUACCACUUCCUGCCUCACCUGUUGGACGAUCCGAAUAGCCUCCGGCUGGGGUACUGGCUGUCGAGGAACAGGAACGGGGUGUCCGUGGUGCUGGGGGUGCCUACGGUGAGAAGGGAGAAGCAGAGCUACCUCAUCGAUACGCUGCAGAACCUGGUGGAGGGAUUGAGUGUGGAGGAGGCGGAGGAUUCGCUCAUUGUUGUGUUUGUUGGUGAGACAGACUUGGAAUAUGUUCUACAGAUUGCCAAAGACAUAGAAAUGAAGUUCCCGAUUCAAGUGGACUCUGGAUUGAUCGAAGUGAUUUCACCUUCUCCUGGAUAUUACCCGAACAUGAACAAGCUCUACAUCACCCUGGGGGAUUCGCUAGAACGCGUUCAAUGGCGUUCGAAGCAGAAUUUGGAUUUUGCCUUCCUAAUGUCGUAUUGUCAACCAAAAGGUACAUUUUACGUUCAACUGGAAGAUGAUAUUCUUGCCAAACCAUCGUAUGUGAAUUUGAUGAAGAAGUUUGCAAUCGACAAGAUCGCCAAGAAGGAACCAUGGCUCGUGUUAGACUUUUGUCAGCUUGGUUUCAUAGGAAAAAUGUUCAAAAGUGCAGAGUUACCAUGGCUGAUUCAAUUUUUCCAAAUGUUCUACAACGAUAAACCUGUAGAUUGGCUGUUAGAUUAUUUGAUUUCGACGAAGAUAUGCAACUGGGAGAAAAACGAUAACUGCAAAAUGGAAAAAGCUAAAGUGUGGAUACAUUACAAGCCAUCUCUAUUUCAACACAUAGGAACACAUUCGUCACUGAAAGGAAAAGUGCAGAAAUUGAAGGAUAAGCAGUUUGGCAAGAUCGCUCUUUUUUUUCCGCACGUUAACCCAAAAGCUGAAGUCAUCUCCGAUAUCAAACACUACAAACAGUACACCCUGAGGCGUGCCUACCUGGGAGAGACCUUCUUUUGGGGGCUACUGCCCCAACCAGGCGAUCAGCUGACUUUCAAGUUCAAAACUUCCAUCAACAUCAGAAGGUUCUACUUCAGGAGUGGUAAUGCGGAACAUCCAUCUGAUAAAUUCUACAACACCACCGUAGAAGUGCUGCCAGAGGCGGGAAUCGGCCAAAGCAACAAUUCUCCGAACAUGACAAGUGAUGGCUAUAUCAUCGUGGGAAGAUUUGACACUACUGGAAUUGCUACAGGAGUACCAGACGAGAAUAUUGGUAAAGUUAAAGUUUUGCGACUGAACGUUCACAGCGAAAGUGAUAAUUGGGCAAUUUUAAGUGAGAUUCAUAUACAGGACGAAGUGACAGCUAGGUGA